This is a messenger RNA of Olea europaea var. sylvestris, 561 nucleotides long. RefSeq names its product glycine-rich protein DOT1-like. The record is from RefSeq and is a predicted model, not a curated record. Lineage: Eukaryota; Viridiplantae; Streptophyta; Magnoliopsida; Lamiales; Oleaceae. The transcript is spliced from 2 exons. Bases 1 to 561 code for a protein of 186 amino acids.
AUGGGGAGGGUUAACGACUUAUCCUACGAUGUUACACUGCUACAUGGCCACGUCGUAUCCCUUCAGGAUGAGGUCGCAACGCUUCGAGAUGAUAUUGCGGGUAGGCGAUGGACUGGCAGAGAGGGUGACGUAGAGGGAGGUCACAUCGAGGGGCCCGAUGGAGACGGAAGAGGCGGCGGUGGAGAAAAGGGUGAGGGAAGAAGGGGUGACGGAGGCGGUGGGCUCGAUGGGGACGGGAGAACCGGUCGGAGAGGAGGAGAGAGUGACAGAGGCAGUAGGCUCAAUGGGGAUGAGAGAGCCGGUCGGGGAGGAGGAGAGGGUGAUGGGAGAGCUGGCCAGGGAGAAGGAAAGGGUGGCGGUGGGCUCGAUGGGGACAGGAGAGCCGAUUGGGGAGGAGGAGCUGAUGGAGUUGAUGAUUCCGAGGCUAAGAAGUAUGCUGUUGCUGUGACGGAGCAGGCCGAUUGCUGUGACGGAGCAGGCGAUCGGCAAGAUGUCGAGAUUGUCGUUGCAGUACGUCGUUUCUCCUUCCACGGUCGAGACGAAGAGAAUGAGGUUCGUUGA